This is a messenger RNA of Helianthus annuus (common sunflower), 1099 nucleotides long. RefSeq names its product UMP-CMP kinase 3. Gene Ontology annotation, molecular function: ATP binding; UMP kinase activity. Gene Ontology annotation, biological process: UDP biosynthetic process; 'de novo' pyrimidine nucleobase biosynthetic process; CDP biosynthetic process. Bases 188 to 817 code for a protein of 209 amino acids. The transcript has 10 exons. The record is from RefSeq and is a predicted model, not a curated record. Gene Ontology annotation, cellular component: nucleus; cytoplasm. Lineage: Eukaryota; Viridiplantae; Streptophyta; Magnoliopsida; Asterales; Asteraceae.
UACGAACAACCAAUCGAACGGAACGAAGAAGCCCUGCGGAACCCUAUAUAAACACCGCAACAUCACUUCAAACCGACACGUUCUUACGCAAUUCUCUCAGAUCUUUCAUCUCCAUCACAGUUUUCAUUCAAUUCUCCACGCCUUUUCUUCAUUUUGAGUUCAGUUGUACAAUCUUUAGUGUGAACUCAUGGGGACCGUUGAAGCUGCAACCAAGCAAGCAAUUGAAAGUACUCUUGCUCAAAAGAAGCCCAAGGUUGUAUUUGUCCUAGGAGGCCCAGGCAGUGGAAAGGGUACACAAUGUGCAAACAUCGUCGAGCAUUUUGGAUAUACUCAUCUUAGUGCCGGAGAUCUUCUUCGUGCAGAAAUAAAAUCCGGCUCUGAAAACGGGACCAUGAUUCAGAACAUGAUCAAGGAGGGAAAGAUUGUACCAUCGGAAGUAACAAUCAAGCUUCUUGAAAAAGCAAUCUUGGAAAAUGAAAAUGACAAAUUUUUAAUUGAUGGAUUCCCACGUAAUGAGGAAAACCGUGCAGCAUUUGAGGCUGUCACUGGAAUUUCACCCGAGUUUGUUCUCUUCUUUGAUUGCCCUGAGGAAGAGAUGGAGAAGCGACUUUUGGGUCGCAAUCAGGGUAGAGAAGACGAUAAUAUCGACACCAUCAGGAAGCGCUUUAAAGUUUUUCUGGAAUCAAGUCUUCCAGUUAUCGAAUAUUACAACUCUAAGGGGAAGGUCCGAAAGAUUGACGCUGCCAAACCUGUUGGAGAAGUUUUUGAAGCAGUCAAGGCUCUGUUCACUCCAGUGGAUGAGAAGGCUGCAGCUUAGGUGUUGCUCUAACAUCUUUGAUCUCGUCUUCAACUAAGUUGUGUUGAUACUUGGUGUGGGGAUGAGAAGUUUGGUUGAUUAUAUGUAUUUUUACGUUUUUAAAAGUUAAUUGAUCAUCAUCAUAUCGUAUGGUGUCGAAUAGGUUAGAAGGGUAUUUUGUGAUUAUUUCUACCACUAUUUUUACCAUUCAAACAGUAUACCGCGAUGUUAAAGUGUCUCGUACUCGUGUUAUUCUCUAUUGAAAUUGCUAGUAAUAAAAUAUAUCUUAUUAUUGUUGUUACA